AUGUUUAAUUUUAACAACAACUUGUCUAUAAAAUUUUUUUUAGGAUUUCGCCUUCUUUUAGGACAGUAUUGUGAAUUUAAAACUAGUAAAAUAAUUCGAGUGCUUCUUAUGUUUUAUUGCUUUGUAUUUCAUAUGCUUAUGUGUUUAGUGUUGCAAACGUACUUUGAUACAAUUAAACCCAAGGAAAUGGUAUGGUGUAUAAAAUUAUCGAAAAUACUACAGCCGGUAAAAGUUAUCGCGAAGUUAUGUUUAUCGCUAUUCUUUAAAGAAAAAUAUUUUCUUAUAUUUUAUAAGAACCUCGAAACAAUUGAUAAAAUUCUGAAAUAUAAUAAGAAAUUUGAUGUUUGCAUAACUAUUGGUAUAUUUUUUGUAAUUAUUUUUGGUCAGUUAAUUUUCCAAAUGGUUAUUAACAACCCCGUGGAUAUCACGUAUAUGUUAGAAAAAAUUGUAGAUAUAGCAAUUUUUUGAAUUCAAUAAUUAAUAUAUGAAAUGUAUUGGCAAAGGAUGAAAUAUUUACGUAUGUUUCUGCAAAGCAAGUGCGUCCUAAGUGACGAUGUUAUUAUAAAAAUAUUUCAUUUAAAGAAGUUUGUACAAUUUUAUAAACAUAUUUUAGAUAAUGUUGAUAAAGCCAAUAGAGCUAUAAAACUCAAGAUGUUUUUGGAGAUAAUAUAUAGUUUCUUAAAAGGACUAUUGGAUAUUUCCUAUGGGAUUAAAUUGUUAAUUAAAUUGGACUUAUAUCCACUUAAUGUCGUCGUUACUAUCAUACUAUUCCCUAUUUUGAAUUUAGGUUGGUAUUUAAACGGAGUAAUUUUCUUAGAUUUGGUUUAUGAUGAAUUCGAGAACAUAAAAACAAGUUUAGCAAUGGAGCAACUAAAGUGUAAAUAUAAUAGACUUCACGAAGAGAUUGAAAUAGCUUUGGAGUACUUCGAAAUUCGCCCGCCAAGGUAUUCAGUAUGGAGAAUUUUCCCCUUGAACUUUAACCUUAUAACUGAAUUUAUUAAUUAUUCCGUUACUUAUAUAGUUGUCCUACUUUCGUUUAAAUUAUCUUUAAAAUAA
Pieris brassicae (large cabbage white) is the source of this 1056-nucleotide messenger RNA. RefSeq lists its product as uncharacterized. NCBI's taxonomy places the organism in Eukaryota, Metazoa, Arthropoda, Insecta, Lepidoptera, Pieridae. The record is from RefSeq and is a predicted model, not a curated record.